AUGUCUCAAAAAGACGACAAGAAGAUCACCAAGACGCAAACCAACCGCCUGCCAGCACCUGCACUAUUCGUCGGUCCGCCCUCACACAAUGCCUCGAAUACAUCACUCCACGAGAUGCGCAGUCCCACAAAGACGCCCCUCAUCCGCCAGCGCUCCCUCCUCUCCCCAGACUCCAAGCGACCCCUUCCCCCAACAACGAGCAACGAGGGAGAACACCUCAGCCCCACCUCUACCAAUCCAUCCGCACCCUUCCAGCGACGCCAGCGACAACACAGCCAAGCAGCCGAUGCCGAAGCCUCAUCUCGCGCCGAAGCAAUAUGGGCCGAGAUGCAAAACACGCUCGAAGAGGUAGAAUUAAGCGCCAUCAAAGGCCCCGGAAUGACAGUCUUUGGCUCCGAACACUCGCGCGCACUAGACGAACUACGCAAAGCACAAAUCGAACUCGCAAAAGCCUGGGCACGUUCUGAAGAAGACGAGCAAACACCCGAACAGCAGAAGAAGUCUCAGGAUAGUAAAGCAACGGAUUUGCAACCACAGAGUCUUGCUAACCACCCCCGCGAUGGCACUGGGGGUUCUACAAAGGGCGAGAAGCUUUUUGAUAGGAUUAAGCUGGAGGAAGAGACGGAGAAGGAUAUCGAGUUGAGUCGGAAGCGGAGAGAGGAGAACGAUAGGUAUUUUGAGAAAGUGAAUAAAGGGGUGCAGGAGGUGGUUGUGAGGUUGGAAGAGGUGGCUAAGGCGAUGAGGGGGGUGGAGAGUGAGAGUAAGGAGAUUUGGGGACAUGGAAGUGAUGAGAGUGUUGAGACGGCCAGUGUUACGACGGUGCCGAGUGUGACUUGA
This is a messenger RNA of Pyrenophora tritici-repentis Pt-1C-BFP, 837 nucleotides long. RefSeq names its product Tymo-45kd-70kd domain containing protein. NCBI's taxonomy places the organism in Eukaryota, Fungi, Ascomycota, Dothideomycetes, Pleosporales, Pleosporaceae. The record is from RefSeq and is a predicted model, not a curated record.